CGGUGAUGAGUGUGUUGCUGAUGCUAAUGGUGUGCGCGGCGCUGACGAAGCUAACGGCGUGUUCCCGCGGCGGGGAGGCGCGCGUCCGACUCAACUCCAUCCGGACGGAGAUCCUGAGGGGGGGGCAGGCGCUGCCGGGGAACCGGAGCGCCUGGGAGCCGGGCCUGGACCUGACGCUGUACCAGUGCAUGAGCGACCUGGAGUGCAGCGAGGGGAGCUACUGCCACGCCGCCACCAAAGGCCCCGCCCACUCCCGCUGCCAGACCUGCCGCCGCAGGAGGAGGCGGUGCCAUAGGGACGGCAUGUGUUGCCCGGGCAACCGCUGCAGUGAAAAAAUGAGCUUCUGUAGGUACCGACCAAUCAGAGCGUUCCCCACAGAGCUCCUCCCGCUUUGCCUGUCGCCUAGCAACAGCACAUUCAGGGCCAGCAUCCUCGGCUCGCCGUCCCCGACGAGAGGUUGUUGCCACGGCGACUGUGUUCCGUCCCAGGACACGACGGAGCUGAAAAAAGUGGCGAACUACAAGGACUACUCCAUGGAGUCCAGACUGCACUUCAGGAUCCACGCCGCCCUCAGCAGCCUUAAAGAAUCCCCCGGUGGCACCCCAUAA
Molecule: messenger RNA, 608 nt
Organism: Etheostoma cragini (Arkansas darter)
Lineage: Eukaryota; Metazoa; Chordata; Actinopteri; Perciformes; Percidae
Exons: 4
Coding region: 6-608 (200 amino acids)
Biological process (GO): negative regulation of canonical Wnt signaling pathway; multicellular organism development
Cellular component (GO): extracellular region
Molecular function (GO): receptor antagonist activity; co-receptor binding
Source: RefSeq, a predicted model, not a curated record